AUGCAAGAGAAAAGUGUUAUUAUCAUUGGAGCUGGUAUUUCGGGCUUGAAGGCCGCAUCUGAGCUUUACAGAUUGGGUUACAAAUCCUGUGUGGUGAUCGAAGCAAGAGACAGAAUUGGUGGUAGAUUGCACACAGUCUCAGGCUACCAAAACCGGAAAUAUGACCUGGGAGCCAGCUGGCACCACGACACUUUGGUCAAUGGCCUUUUUCUCGAGGAAUUGGGUCUACCCAUAGAGGAACGUGCUCAGGUUGCAUUUGACGAUGACGUUGCAGUGAUCUUUGAUAAAGAUCAAGGAAGAGUGGAUCAAAGCCCUGAGAUGACACUCGAGCUUUUGCUGGAGGAACUCGUCAAAUUUAACGAGUUGCAAUAUUUCGGUAGUCUUGACGUUCCCGAUGUCAGUUAUUUCAAGACCAUUGUCAAAUAUCUGUAUGAAAGAAGAGAUUUGUUGACCGAUGACCAGAUAAGGUACCUUCCACAGCUGGCACGCCUAAUGGAAUCUUGGCACGGUAUUGACUGGAAGUCCAUGAGCUCCAAAUGCAUGGAAAUCGCCCACCAAGGGCGCAAUGCGUUUGUAAUGAAUUAUGAUAAAAUCGUCAAACGUAUUGCUUCUACUUUCCCCAACGAAUGGCUCAAGAUGGAGACAGAAGUGAUUUCUAUCAACACUGAAGGCAAACGGGCUGUGGUCCGCACAGAAUCGGGCGAAGCGUAUUCUUGCGACUACGUCUUGGUAACAGUUCCACAAAGCAUCUUGGCCCACUCUUUAAAGCCAGAGCCACGCAAGGGAAGAAUAGAAUUUGCACCCCCUCUUGCACCAACAAUUCAAGACGCUUUCAAAAGAGCACACUUUGGGGCUCUCGGCAAAGUUGUGUUCGAGUUUGAAGAGUGCUGUUGGUCAAAAACUCGUUCGCGUGGACUUUCAUUGGGCAAAUCUAAUGCCAACAUCGUUGGAAAGGUACGAGAUGCAAACGAGCUGCAAUCGCUUGUCGAAGAGCUCAACAAAGACACCAGUUACAAUUUUCAAAAUGGCGAACCAUGGGACUUUCCUCUUUUCUUUGUAAAUUUGGCAAAGCAUACAAACGUCCCUUCCAUCAUGACACUGAUACCAAAUCCUCUUACCACCCACGUUGAGUCCAUAGAGGAUAAGGAAAUGCUGUAUGAGUUUUUCAAGCCUGUCUUAGCCAAGUUUCUUGCAGCUUUCGAAUGCUCUGAUGCUGUUCUCGUGGACUUUGAUAACAAAACAGAAAGAGGCGGUCACAAAGGUCCUGUGCUAAAAAACAUCUUCACCACAAAAUGGACUCAGGAUGAUUAUGCACUUGGUGCAUAUUCCGCCUGCGUUCCGGGCGAUGACCCAUUAGAGCUCGUGUUGGCCUUAACCAAUAACGAUGGUUCGAAGAUUCGAUUUGCUGGCGAGCAUACCAUCAUGGAUGGUGCAGGCUGUGCCUAUGGUGCUUGGGAAAGUGGCAAAAGGGAAGCAAAUUUCAUUGCUCAAAAGAUGGGUAGAAUGUGA
Molecule: messenger RNA, 1509 nt
Organism: Lachancea sp. 'fantastica'
Lineage: Eukaryota; Fungi; Ascomycota; Saccharomycetes; Saccharomycetales; Saccharomycetaceae
Source: the annotation of a GenBank genome assembly